Messenger RNA from Didymodactylos carnosus, 5268 nucleotides. The record is from the annotation of a GenBank genome assembly. Lineage: Eukaryota; Metazoa; Rotifera; Eurotatoria; Philodinida; Philodinidae.
ACGGCCAUACCACGUUGAAUGCACCAGUUCUCGUCCGAUCACUGAAGUUAAGCAACGUCGGGCUCGGUUAGUACUAGGAUGGGUGACCGCCUUGGAAUACCGAGUGUCGUAAGCUUUUUACUUUUUCCCUUGUUUUUACGUGUUCUUCUUUUGUGUAGAAGAACGAAUAUUCUUCUUUUGUAUAGAAGAACGAAUAGCUUCGCAUAAGAUGGAAUAUGUUUCAUUUUGAUCAAAUUUAUUGAAAAUUUCAAAACUUAUUAUCUACUAUCAUGCCGAUUCUUCCGACAUUUUUUUGUUGUUGUUUCUAAACCCAAAAUGGUAUUGUCGUACAUUUGAGAAACGAUUUGACGCUUUUGUAUCGUUACUAAACGGUCGGUGUUGAUUUUUUAAAAUACUUUUUUGAAAAAUAUUUUAAGAAAAUAGAGGGUUUUUAUCAAUAUCACAAAAACCUAAAAGUAUUCUAUUUUUCGUUACGAAACUCAAAGGAUUGACAUAUAAACCCUUUUAGUAUUGGACCUUGGUGGAAGAGUGUGAAGUUUUUUUACUUUUAGUGAAAUCUUCGUUAAAAAAAACGGUUUAAAGCGUACUUUUGAUAGAUGAGGUGACAUUCCAGAGCACGAGAAAAUACAUUUCGAUUCCACUUUGACACAUAACACCGUGUUCAAAAUAAAUAUAUUUUGAUUGCGUUUUGUGUUUGAAAGUAAUCGAGAUUGAAUCAAAAAGUCCACAUACAAUGCAAUUCUGACAAAACGAACGUUAAAAAAGGAUUUUUCACGCAAUUUAAUCGAUGUAAAAACAAGAGAAAGAUAAAAAGUCUUAAACAGAAAUUUCUGUGGCGAAGAGUAUGACAUUGGUGGGGAGGGAAGAAAAAGAGGUGGAAAAAAAACUCUUUAGAUAAUGUGACCAAGGGUAGUAUCUUGUGAUCUUAGCAUCAUGGCGAUUCUUCUGACAUUUUCGUAUCGAAAGAUGCGGCGUGCUGAUGAGGAAGAUGGAUAGUCACGUAAUUGCUUUUUAUUGGAUUGGUUCUUUAGGUUGGUUUUUAUGUAUAGUGUCUGAAUUUUUUGUUGUGUUUUGCCUUUGUCAGAGACUGUGUGUUGAUGGCCAUUGUUUUAUUUUGGGCUAUGUCCCCACAGGUGGCAUGUCUUGUAAAAGUAGGUUUUUUUCGAUUUUUAAGUGUCGGCACUUAUACUUCGGGGUGCUCUUCCAUUCGAGAUAGUAAAUGUCUGUUUUAAUAGACUUUGGAUGUAGUGAAAAACAAGGUGAAAGUUGCGUGGUUCUGAGACAGGUCCAAACUUGGCGUGCGUAGCAGGCAUGCCGAAUAUGACUCUUUUAGCGAACAAGUGUGGGUUUUUGUUUUAGAUGCUCUAUAUGUUGACAUUUUUGCGGCUCUUAUGUCAUGUAAUGGUUUGUGGACCUGGACGGGCGCGCCCGAAAAGAAUAAGUGAAAGUUUGUAAGCAUACAUUACAUCCUUUUUGUUCAACCGUUCUCCGUCACUGCUGAGCUAGCAUAAGAGAACAGUUAAGAUUUUCAAUAUCCUGCUCACACCACACCGUAUUGUGGCGCCCUUUAUUGAGUUUGUUUUGUAAUUAACUAGUUGACUGUAUGUAGUGAGAGAUGAUAUCUGAGUGUGCUUCUGCGGUCUUGUACAGUUCUGCGGCAGAAUAAUGUAUAGUGGUUAUGCUCUCUCUUAUGAUUGGAUUGUCCAUGGAAUAUCUAACGGCCAUUUUUUGGUAUUUUGCGCACACGCAAACACACAGAGAAUCACUUUGUAAGACCCUAGACUAAAGUCAAGGGAACAAUCAGCAAAUGCUUUAAAUUAUUAUGGAAGUGAAAAUGAUGCCUUGCUCCAUGUUUGCGGCUAGGCAAGUCUGGUAUCACUCUAUUAGCACCAUCGUGGCUUCUAGUUUUAUUUAAGGGUAAAGUAUAGGUCUGUUGAUAAGGACUUAAUUGCUAAUAAUAUGUGAUUUUUCAGGGAAGUUAUAGCUCAGUAAGAAAUGACCAUAGCACUACAUGCUAAUUUAAAAGAAUGUUGUCUUUCUUUAUCUAAAUAAUUUUAAAAAUUAAAAUAAUACAAAGAAUUUGAUGACCAUGAGUUCUCGACAACCAGUACGAAAAGUGUUGGCAAUUGUGACGAAUGAUAAUACCAAGAAACGAGAUCGAAAUUCUGUGAUUAGCAGUAGCUCACUAUCGGUAUGCACAAGAUAAUCGUGAAUCUGUCGUGUACAUAAUUGAAUUUGAUCUUGUUCUUUUGUUUUUAGCUGCCUCAGUCAUCGUUUGAACGUUUAAGAAAAACAGAAAGAGAAUUGUUCAAAUCUUUAAAUUAUCUGGAACAAGUUUUAACACAUAACAAAUUGGAAAUAUUGAGUAGCAUUACUACAUCAUUAAUUGAAAACAUACUCGAUUUUGACAGUGUUUUAAAAGGAAUAUUUGAAAACGAAACAGAAUUGUACAGAUUAUCACUGUUGGCGGACGUUUAUUCAUUAUUGGCAGAUUUAAUUAACUGGGCAGAUAAGGUUUUGUUAAAUAAUCUAAAAGUAAUUGAUAAAACAUAUGAAAAAAUUAUUAAUGAUUUUAAACAAGCUGUAAAGGACGCCAUAUCCAUUGCAUGUGAAAAUUUAUCGACACAAAGUGUUGAGUCACGUUCUGAUUCAUUUCAUAGUUUCGGAUCGACAAACAGCUCCGAUGAUGAUUUAGCACCAACAUUGCCACCGAAACGUCGAGUACGUCCCGUAAGUUGUUCAAGUACAACAACAACCCCAUCGACCAAUUUGACAUCCAAAAACACAAACGGACAUAAGAAGAGUACAAAUUCAUUGAUAUCAACCAUCACAUUAACCUCGAAUCAAGUUUUACCUGAACAACAAUGCACAAGUUUAACUCCUGUUCGUGAACAUUAUACACUUGAUGAUGAAUCAUCUUUAAAAGAUGAUCAACGUAUCCAAUUGAUUGUGAAUGAUAUUAAUGAUAUUGUCGAAAAAUAUACAAAAGAAUUGGAAGAUGCAUUGCGUCAAACAAAAUCAAUGCCAAAUACCGAUUUUCUUCCUCCCACUCAUAAAUCUGGUUCAUCAUCAUCAUUGGUUCAUCGUAAUAAUACUCAUUUUUCUUCCACUUCUUCUCGUUCACCAUCAUCCGAUAAUGUUGUUACUCUAUUAACUGAUGAACAAUCAGAAAAGGCCGUGGCGACAAUAAAUCCAUUAUGGUCAACAUUAUCAUAUCGUCGUAAUAGUAUUGAUGCGUUAUCUACAACAACCGAUCCAUCACUCAAAUAUGAAACACGUAUAUCAAAAAUGAGUAAAAGAACAACAUUAACAACAACAACAACAAUGAACGGAAAACGUUUAGAAGACAAAAAAGAGUCAUGUCAAAUUUAUAAUGAAAUGGAAUGUGCGUUAGCAUCUGAUAAAGCCGAUUAUUUAGCUAAUCAACGAAGCUUAUUUAUAAGAAAUGAUAAAAUACAUCAACCAUCAAUUGGAUAUGAAAAUCAACAAACAAUACAAACAAAUAAAACAGAACUGAAAGAGAUCAUGCGUCUAAAUAAUAACAGCCACUUAACGAUUGAAAAUCAACGAAAAACAAAUGCCAUUAUCAAAGGAGAAUCGUCUCAUUUGAAAACACCUGAAACAGUUACACUAGUUGAAGGUUCUUGUGAAGGUUAUAAAAAAACUGACUCAGAAUCAACUACAUCGCCAACAAAUGGCAGUAAGACGCCACCGUUACCACCCAAACGAAAAACAGCGCGAGCAUACAUGUCACUAUUUGAUCGCUACGAUGAAAAUCAAGCCCAGGCAUUUUUACGGGAUGAAUUCUUUUUAAAUCAACCACCACAACGACGAUUUGAAGAUUUAUUUGAGCAAUUACAUGAACAUUUUCGUGAAAUGAACAUUUUUCCAUCGGAUGAAUCAUUAAAAAGUUCUAUUCGAACAGAACAACAACAAAUUCCAUCUAGUCUAACUCAUGUGACCAAUGGACUCCCGAAGAAUGGCAUAAAACAAGCCGAUAAUAAUUCAGAACAUGCACAAAAGAAUCUGAAUAAAUACGAUAUUGAUACAGAUGUUGCAAACCAAGCUGAAAUGGAGUUGUUUUUAGAAGAUGUAUCACAUUUACUUGUUUUUAAUCAAAAAGAAGAUCCAUCCUUGCGUGGUGGUACUGUUGAUGCAUUAAUUAUUCGAGCCACAUCGCCCGAUAAAAAAGAUUUUAUUUAUCAAGAAGCAUUUUUAACCACCUAUCGCACGUUUGUCAAACCACAAAAACUUGUUGAAAAACUCAUACAACGCUAUACAUUUUUCUUUAAAUGUGAAGCAAAGAAAAAAAUUGCUCGUUAUGCAAUUUCCUUGUUAAUUCGAGUUAUUGAUGAAAUAGAUAAUGAACUAUCGGAUAAUAUGAUGACGUCCUUAUCAUUAUUUGUCACAAACUUAAUACGAAAUAGUGAAUUACAAUUGGGAAAAUUAUUGCGACGAAAAUCUUUGGAACGUUUUUUAAAACGCACACAACAAAAUAAAACAAAUAUUAUUUUAAUACAAAAUCAAAUAUCACCGAAACGUUCAACACUUUUAGAUUUUCAUUCAAACGAUAUUGCUGAACAAAUGACAUUAUUAGAUUCAGAAUUAUUUCUAAAAAUAUCAUUACCAGAAAUAUUGUAUAUGUCAAUUGAAAAAGGAGAAGACUAUUGUCCAAAUUUAUCAUAUUUCACUGAACAUUUCAAUAAAAUGUCUUAUUGGGUUCGAUCACGAAUAUUAGAACAAAAUUCACAGAGACAGCGUGAAAAUUACUUUGAAAAGUUUCUCAAAAUUUUAAAGCAUCUACGACGUCUAAAUAACUUUAACUCAUAUUUGGCUAUAUUAUCUGCUCUCGAUUGUGGACCACUGAAACGUUUACAUUGGUCUAAAAGUAUUAUCGAAUCAAUAGCAGAACACACAGUUUUAAUCGAUAGUACAGGCUCAUUUAAAAACUAUCGUGAGGCAUUAUUAAAUUCUGUUGGUACACCAUGUAUACCUUACAUUGGUCUAAUAUUAUCUGAUUUAACAUUUGUUCAUAUUGGAAAUGCCGAUUAUUUACCUGAUGGUAAAACAGUUAAUUUUUGGAAACGAUGGCAACAAUUUAAUAUACUUCAUAAACUUCGUUAUUGUCGAAAAUGGGAACAUAAAUUUGAACGUUGCGAUCGUAUAUUGUUCUUUUUCAAUAAUUUUGAUGAUUAUAUGAGUGAAGAUUCACAAUGGCUUCAAAGUGAAAAAAUAAAACCACGAUCAAAAGCAAAUCCCUACGGUUAA